UUGCGACUGUUUCUCAACCAGCAACCAAACCAAUUAUGAGCACUGUAAAUUCCAACUACCACUAUACCAGGAGUUGCACACCUACUCUAUUAGUCUACACGGCUUUUUUCUGACAAACUUCCAUAUCGAAAACUAUAUGAGCAUUUAAUUCAAGAAGAUUUUCUCAGGACAGUUAGAGAUAUAUAUGUAUAUAUAUGGAUACUUCCAAUCAAUCCUUCUCUUUGAAUUUUAGCCUUUCAUCAUGGUUUUAAAUAACUGAAAGGUGGUGGCAUUGCAGAAUCAGCUCUAUGGCACAGUGCAAAGUUUCGAAUUGCUGCUCAGUUUUACCGCUUCUUGUGGUUCUGCUCUCUUUGUCUAGCGUCGUCGUCGUGUCGAUAAGUUCAGGUCAAGAUGAAUAUGCAUCAGCAGUAGGAGAUUCAGGGAUGAGAAGGGAUGGUUUGAGAUUGGCAAUAGAAGCAUGGAACCAGUGCAAUGAAGUUGGAGAAGAAGCUCCCGGAAUGGGAAGUCCUAGAGCUGCUGACUGCUUUGACAUAUACAAAGCUUCUCCUCAGCAAGGACAAAAUCAAUGCUCGCUCUGCAAUCUAUUGCCUUACAUUCUAGUCCACAGGGUUACGGAGAAAGAAAACAGACUGGGGGUGGGGGAACCUUUUAUGGGACUGCAGCAUGAGGCGCUCAAUAACGUCGACCUAUAUGCGGCAGAAAAAGAACUGUACUUGGGAAGUAAAUGCCAAGUUGAAGAUACACCAAAGCCAUGGCAGUUCUGGAUGAUCAUGCUUAAGAGUGGUAAUAUGGACACGUACGCAGCUAGAUGCCCGAAAAAUGGGCACAAAGUAGGCCCUUUUGGUCCUGAUGGCCAGUUCCCAUGCUUCGGCAGAGGGUGCAUGAACCAGCCAUUGAUUUAUCAUAACUACACCACAUUACAAGGGCCUAAUCGAAUGACACUCAGGGGAAGUUUUUAUGGAUCGUGGGAUUUGGAUGCAGAUCUGAGCAAGGGAAUGCCAGUGAGUAACGUUUCCUAUCAUUCAGUCACUUGGGAGAAGGAACUUGGGGAAGGAAGUUGGAUCUUUCACCAUGUUUUGAGGACUUCAGAGAAGUAUCCGUGGCUGAUGCUUUACCUAAGGGCAGAUGCAACAACAGGAUUUUCUGGUGGAUACCACUAUCCUACCAGGGGGAUGUUAAAAUCUAUACCAGAAUCACCAGAUUUUAAAGUGAGAUUCAAACUGAAUGUGAUCAGGGGUGGUGGCCGUGGCAGCCAGUUCUACUUACUUGACAUGGGGAGCUGCUGGAAGAACAAUGGCCAGCCCUGUGACGGAGAUGUAACUUCAGACGUGACACGUUACAGUGAAAUGAUAUUGAAUCCAGAAACGCCCUCAUGGUGCCAUGCAGAUGACAUCAAAUUGUGCCCCCCAUACCACACGUUUCCUAAUGGGACACGGGUUCAUCGGAAUGAUACUGGUCGUUUUCCAUAUGAGGCCUAUCACUUGUACUGUUCCCCUGGUAAUGCGGAGUACAUAGAGAAGCCUAAUGUCAUGUGUGAUCCUUAUAGCAAUCCUCAGCCACAGGAGAUAUUGCAGAUUCUGCCUCACCCUGUUUGGGGUGACUAUGGGUAUCCAACAAGGAAAGGAGAGGGUUGGGUUGGGGAUCCGAGGAGUUGGGAUCUCGACGUUGGGAGAUUGUCGCAGUCUCUUUAUUUUUAUCAGGAUCCAGGGACUGCUCCAGCUAGGAGGCAAUGGACAUCCAUAGACUUGGGAACAGAAAUUUAUAAGGAUCCCAAUCAAGUGGCAGAAUGGACUGUCAGUGAAUUUGACAUUCUUGUGCCCAGAAAAUACUGAUGUAGUAAAAAAAUGAUACUAGUCUUUUUUGAAAUUUAUGGCGAACUUCAGCUCUUAUUAUUAUUUUUUAUUCUCCAAUUUCGAUUCUCUUGAUCCUGCUAAGUUGCGGGAGAUGAAUGUAAAAUUGUUCGGUUCUCUCUGUAUUGGAGAAAA
This is a messenger RNA of Sesamum indicum (sesame), 1985 nucleotides long. RefSeq lists its product as uncharacterized. Lineage: Eukaryota; Viridiplantae; Streptophyta; Magnoliopsida; Lamiales; Pedaliaceae. The record is from RefSeq and is a predicted model, not a curated record.